AUGGGGGACACUUUCGAUCCGGAUCUCAUUCACUCCAUUUUCAAGCUUAUCUGGAAGAGAACAAGUGCUAGGGAUGAGGACACCCCUCUCAUCGACGUCGAGGCAGAUGGUGGCACAUCAAAAAAGAGUCGACCUACUUCUGCUAAUGCAGGAGCUCUAAAGAUAAGUUGUGAACUCCUACGUUUAUUUGUUACAGAGGCUGUGCAACGAGCUGCUAUAAUUGCCGAAGCAGAGGGCACUGAGAAGAUUGAGCCUACUCAUUUGGAGAGGAUAUUACCUCAACUACUUCUUGACUUUUAA
Molecule: messenger RNA, 300 nt
Organism: Dioscorea cayenensis subsp. rotundata (Guinea yam)
Lineage: Eukaryota; Viridiplantae; Streptophyta; Magnoliopsida; Dioscoreales; Dioscoreaceae
Product: protein MHF2 homolog
Exons: 2
Coding region: 1-300 (99 amino acids)
Biological process (GO): replication fork processing; resolution of meiotic recombination intermediates; DNA repair
Cellular component (GO): Fanconi anaemia nuclear complex; FANCM-MHF complex
Source: RefSeq, a predicted model, not a curated record